This is a messenger RNA of Lampris incognitus (smalleye Pacific opah), 1758 nucleotides long. RefSeq names its product EARP complex and GARP complex interacting protein 1 (gene eipr1). The transcript is spliced from 9 exons. Lineage: Eukaryota; Metazoa; Chordata; Actinopteri; Lampriformes; Lampridae. Gene Ontology annotation, biological process: protein ubiquitination. The record is from RefSeq and is a predicted model, not a curated record. Bases 103 to 1263 code for a protein of 386 amino acids. Gene Ontology annotation, molecular function: protein binding.
UUUCAGCAGCCUGUAUGCACAACACUUUCAGUAACUCAGAAUAAAACUACGCUUUGAGUGGGACACAAGAAAGGAGAUAACGCUAUUUUUCAUUUCUGGGACAUGGAGGACGACGCUCCUGUAAUUUACGGCCUCGAAUUUCAGGCCCGGGCGCUCACUGCCCAGACAGCUGAAACAGAUGCCAUUCGUUUCCUUGUGGGUACACAGUCGUUGAAAUUUGACAACCAGGUCCACAUCAUCGACUUUGAUGAUGAGAAUAACAUCAUUAAUAAGAACGUUCUCCUGCACCAAGCUGGGGAGAUAUGGCACAUUGGUGCUAGUCCUGCAGAUAAGGCUGUUCUUACCACCUGCUAUAACAAAACCAGCGACAGCAGGGUGGUGUCGUGUGCGGCGGUGUGGCGGAUGCCCUCAGACUGGGAGACAGGAAGCAACGAGUCACCUGACGACUCCGCCCACAACCCACAGACCCUGGAGCUGCUCUGUCGCCUUGACAACAGUGCCCACAGCAACACUACCUGUGUUCUUUGGGAGCCCAUGGGAGAUGGCAAGCGUGUGAUAUCAUUGGCUGAUAACCAUGCAAUACUAUGGGACCUGCAGGAGAGCUCGACACAGGCUAUGGUCUCCAGCACUGCCACUCUUGAGGGCAAAGGGCAACUGAAGUUCACGUCUGGCAAGUGGAGCCCCCAUCACAACUGCAGUCAGCUUGCCACAGCAAAUGACACGGCCAUUCGUGGCUGGGACCUGCGCACUAUGAGCCAGAUCUACUGUAUAGAAAAUGCCCACGGACAACUGGUGCGUGACCUGGACUUCAACCCAAACCGCCAGUACUACCUAGCCAGCUGUGGAGAUGACUGCAAGGUCAAGUUCUGGGAUGUCCGCAACGUCCAGGAGCCCAUUAAGACCCUGGAGGAGCAUUCCCACUGGGUGUGGAGCGUACGCUACAAUCACAGCCACGACCAGCUGGUGCUGACAGCCAGCAGCGACAGCCGCCUCAUCCUGUCCAACAUGGUGUCCAUUUCGUCAGAGCCCUUCGGACACCUGGUGGACGACGACGAGCUCAGCGACGGCGAGGACGGCCAACAGGAGAAGAGUAAGGAGCCCCUAACAGACAGCGUGGUGUCCACCUACGAGGAGCACGAGGACAGCGUGUAUGCGGUGGAGUGGUCCUCGGCGGACCCCUGGCUCUUCGCCUCGCUCAGCUACGACGGACGCCUCGUCAUCAACCGAGUCCCACGCGCCCUCAAGUACCGCAUCCUGCUGUAGGAGGCCAGGCGGGAGUGUGUGUGUGUGUGUGUGUGUGUGUGUGUGUGUAUGUUAAAGAGAAACGGACCAUUCAUCAUACAUCAUUAUAUGUCAGCCAUACAUGGCCACCAGUUAACAAUCCAUUACACUUGGUCUGCUGUAUAAAACAUGACAAACCCAUGUGGGGGCAGUAAUGGCAAAGUAAUGUUGAUCCCACUGCAUUAUGGGUAUGUUUUAUUGAACACUGUCACCUAAAAAAACCCCAGCUGGGUAUUCUCUGUCUAGUAUCCCUAAUUAAAGUGGCGAGACCAUGACUGUUGGGAUAGAUUUUUGGUGAUCUUGCAGCCAUGAUGCACAAGCAGUGUACAGGUGGUUUUAAAGGUGCUGUAACUGUGUCUUUAUUCUUUUAACCUCUCUUAUCUGCACUUUUUUACUUUUCUAUCUAACACCGUCCUCUAGAAAUUCACAAAAAGUAUUGUUUUAUUUUUGUGUUCAUAUGAAUGUUUUUUUUUCUUC